Messenger RNA from Rosa chinensis, 2195 nucleotides. RefSeq lists its product as uncharacterized. The coding region runs from base 470 to 1936 and encodes 488 amino acids. The transcript has 10 exons. Lineage: Eukaryota; Viridiplantae; Streptophyta; Magnoliopsida; Rosales; Rosaceae. The record is from RefSeq and is a predicted model, not a curated record. Gene Ontology annotation, molecular function: zinc ion binding; nucleic acid binding.
UUAGAGCACUAGCAGACCCUAAACAAAACAGAAGCAGGGACACAAUCGCAGAAUUCGACCCAAAAACUAGGACACAGAGAACGCGCGACCUUUGGCCGCCGACACUGUUUCCGGCCGUGUCUGCCGGCCAAAAUCAUAUUAGUCUCUUCGUCUCUAAACUGGCUUCCCACCCAUAUAAAUUUCAAAUCCUAUUGUUCCCCGUACGCGACGAAUCGAAGUAGACAAGUUUUUUUUUUUUAUAACUUUUUCCGGCUUCUUUUGCGAUUUACGGCAAAUUCGUCGACUUUCUUGCUAAACCCUAAGGGGAGAUCAGAUACAUACAUUCUUUAAUUUGGUUGUAUUCAGCUCUCGUUCCCAAAAUUUUAGAAUAGACUGGAGACAAUUAUUAGAAACUAAGGAGGCUGUUGCUCAGACAAAGUCGUUGAAGAAAGGCAAACUGAAAAUCAGCUUAGGGCUUAAGAUUCGGAACAUGGGCAAGAGGGAGAAGCAAGCGAACAAGUUUCACUGGGACGAGUUAAGUGAAGAAGAAGGAGAACUAGCUAAUAGAAAGGCUCUGAAAUCUGUCGUACACAUCAGUAGCGACGAUGAUGAGGCCAAUGAAGAUCUCAGCCUCAAAAUAGUUGAAAAAGCUCUACUGAUGCGUGCAGCCAAGCUGGCCUCAGAGAACGACACUGUUGUUUCCAAUCCAGCUGGUUUGAAUGGACUGCCUUUUUCGUCUUCUCCACGGGUUGCUGAAGUUGACGCCGCAGAUUUAGAGACUAAGAAAGUAAAGAAGGAUAGGGUGAGGAAGACAAAGAAGAGGAAGAUUGAAGACCCAGUUGUGAUUCCUGCUAAAGAAGAAGUGAAGGUAGACGCAGCUAGAGCUGUGGAUGAGCCAAUUGAACUGAACACUGUUCAGAUCACUGACAAUAUCGUGCUGCGGAAACUUCUUCGGGGACCAAGGUAUUUUGAUCCUCCAGAUAGGAGCUGGGGAACAUGCUUUAAUUGUGGUGAAGAAGGACAUGCAGCAGUGAACUGUACUGUAGCUAAGCGGAAGAAGCCAUGCUUUGUUUGUGGCAGUUUGGAGCACAAUGCAAAGCAAUGUGAAAAGGGACAAGAUUGCUUUAUCUGCAAAAAAGGUGGACAUCAUGCUAAAAAUUGUCCAGAGAAGUACAAUGUUGGCUCGUUGGAUUCCAAAAUAUGUUUAAAAUGUGGAGACUCUGGGCAUGAGAUGUAUUCAUGCAAGAAUGAUUACCCAUCUGAUGACCUCAUGGAAAUACAAUGUUAUGUCUGCAAGAGAUUUGGUCAUUUAUGUUGUGUCAAGUGUGUUGAUAACAGUCUAAAGGAAGUAUCUUGUUACAAAUGUGGUCAACUGGGACACACUGGUAUGGCAUGCAUAGGCUUACGUGGUGGGGAAACCACUGUUUCUGGAUCCCAUCGGUUAUGCUACAAGUGUGGUGAAGGUGGUCAUAUUGCUCGGGAAUGCAGAACUUCCAAUAAUGCUCGUAAGAGGUAUGGCGAGUUCUCUAACGUACAUACUCCUUUGAGACCUCAUAAAGAAAAGAAAGACUACAUGGGAUUUUAUUCUGCUCCUAAUGAUCUGAAUAAGAAUAAACAGAAACAUACCCACUAUGAUGAAAGAGGUUUUGCAACUCCACAAAAAGCAAAACAUAGAGGUGGAUGGAUAGUUGAUGAUCCAGAUGACUUCUCCCCUAGAAAAGGCAAGCAGAACGGCUGGAAAGCUCCUGCAACACCAUCUGGUAGGAGCCAUAGGAUUUCAAGUUCGCCUGCAGGCGGUCAUGCUUCGAGUUCUAGAUCCUCCAAAAAGUUGUGGAAGGUUCCUGGAGGAGCUCCUAUCUCUCAAGGAUCAUCCAAGUCUGUUCAGCACAGAUAUUCUGCACGGAGGUUUAGCAACUCUGGUACUGAUGGUGUUAGACGAAAUAACGAGUGGUGGUAGGCAAAGAUAAUAUUUAUACACAAGUCUGAAUAGGUUUUUUAUGGACAAGCUUUACAUGCACAACAGCACAAGUGUUGUUGCAUGUGCACAUGCUUACUGUCCUAGUGUUCUUAGUAUGCUUUGGUCUGAGUUUAGGAUCUUUUCAAUGUUUUCUUUUGUAUGCUUUAAAGUGUUGCACCACCUUUUGAUUCUUUAUACAUUCAUUUACAUGUUUUUCAUCCAUAGAUUCGCGAUUCUAUAAAGCAACUUUGUUUGAAAA